UGUGAAUAAUGGUUGAGAAAACUUCUGUUGAGACUAGCGUCGGGGAAACCAAAGCGCUUGGCGUCCUCCAUGGGCUAGCAUCGACACCAUGGCCAGCAAUUGGCUUGAGCGGCUUGUUGAUUGGAACGUCAUUGCUUUCGCCUAAACAUCCUUCUCUCCCCCCAUUUGUCCAGCGGUUUUCUUUCGGCUUUGUCUUUGCCGGGGCGGGUUACAUCGUUAACACAGGUGAUGUACGGAACGGAAGUGGUGUAGCUACCGCUUGGUCAUUAACAUAUCUUCUCUUGAAUCGGAUGCGCUCACACUUCUAUCCACCAGAGGUCCCUGUGCCUCGGACACCUUUAUCCUUGCUUCUCAGUGGCGCAACUGCCUCGGUUGCUGCUUUAUACGGGGUGGAGCAUUUCGUGAUCGAUCCUGGUUUGCAAGUUACAGCAGAUGUAUCAUAAGAACUCUGUUGUGUUUCUCGCCUCACUUCUACCUGAUUGAUGCGGCAUUUGAAGAGACAAAAGGCAAUUCAUGU
Molecule: messenger RNA, 517 nt
Organism: Cantharellus anzutake
Lineage: Eukaryota; Fungi; Basidiomycota; Agaricomycetes; Cantharellales; Hydnaceae
Exons: 4
Coding region: 9-443 (144 amino acids)
Cellular component (GO): mitochondrion
Source: RefSeq, a predicted model, not a curated record